Molecule: messenger RNA, 1661 nt
Organism: Lutra lutra (Eurasian river otter)
Lineage: Eukaryota; Metazoa; Chordata; Mammalia; Carnivora; Mustelidae
Gene: SNCA
Product: synuclein alpha
Exons: 6
Coding region: 185-607 (140 amino acids)
Biological process (GO): synapse organization; chemical synaptic transmission; synaptic vesicle endocytosis
Cellular component (GO): axon terminus; cytoplasm; neuronal cell body
Molecular function (GO): cuprous ion binding
Source: RefSeq, a predicted model, not a curated record
GAGCGCCGGGAGAGGGGCGGGGAGAGGCGCUGACAAAUCAGCUGCGGGGGCGGUGAGCGGAGGAGAAGGAGGAGAAAGAGGAAGAGGAGGAAGACCACGACAACGAGAAGGGGACCCGACAGAGGGGGUGAGAGACCGAGCGCCGCAGCGUGGGGCGAGUGUGGUGUAAAGGAAUUCAUUAGCCAUGGAUGUAUUCAUGAAAGGACUUUCAAAGGCCAAGGAGGGAGUCGUGGCUGCUGCUGAAAAAACCAAACAGGGUGUGGCAGAAGCAGCAGGAAAGACAAAAGAGGGUGUUCUCUAUGUAGGCUCCAAAACCAAGGAAGGAGUGGUUCAUGGUGUGACAACAGUGGCUGAGAAGACCAAAGAGCAAGUGACAAAUGUGGGUGAGGCGGUGGUGACGGGGGUGACAGCAGUAGCACAGAAGACCGUGGAGGGAGCAGGGAGCAUUGCAGCUGCCACUGGCUUUGGCAAAAAGGAUCAGCUGGGCAAGAGUGAAGAAGGAGGCCCACAGGAAGGAAUUCUGGAAGAUAUGCCAGUUGAUCCUGACAAUGAAGCAUAUGAAAUGCCUUCUGAGGAAGGGUAUCAAGACUAUGAACCUGAAGCCUAAGAAAUACUUUUGCUCCCAGUUUCUUGAGACCUACUGACAGAUGUUCCAUCCUGUACAAGUACUCAGUUCCAACAUGCCCAGUCAUGACAUUUUCUCAAAGUUUUUACAGUGUAUUUUAAACUCUUCCAUCAGCAGUAAUUGAAGUUAUCUGUACCUGCCCCUACGCAGCAUUUCAGUGCUUCCCUCUCACUGAAGUGAUUAUAUGGUAGCAGGGUCCUUGUGUGCUGUGUGGAUAUUGUGGCUUCAAAUCUAAAAUGUUAAAUUAAAACACCUAAGUGACUACCACUUAUUUCUAAAUCUUCACUAUUUUUUGUUGCUGUUAUUGAGAAGUUGUGAUUUACUAUCAUAUAUUAUAAGAUUUCUAGGUGUCUUUUAAUGAUUAUUUCUGUUUAAAGAUGUGUUGUGAAAUUUGUUAAUAUAUAUAAUACUUAAAAACAUGUGAGCAUGAAACUAUGCACCUAUAAAUAUUAACUAUGAAAUUUUACUGUUUUGUGAUGUGUUUUAUUAACUUGUGUUUAUAUAUAAGUGGUGAAAAUUAAAAUGUUAUCUCAUUACAAAAAUAUUUUUAAUCCAUCUCACUUUAAUAAUAAAAUCAUGCUUGUACAAUACAAACUGAGAACUGACACAAUUAAAGUUCUUGACAGCCAUUUGAAGGAGAAGGAAUUUUAGAAGAAUUAAACAGAUAAGAUGGAACAUUAACCCUUUACUCUAAAUUCACUGUAAAAACACUACCCAAAGUAUGUUCUGACAUGUAGUGGUAUCUUAAGAGACUAUACAGAAAAAAAUAGGUUCCAUGGAAUAAUAAGAAUUGAUUUUGACUAUGUCUACUUCAAGUAUUGAUAAAACAUAUUAGCUCAUUAAGGCUCAGAGAGAAUCCAGUUAACUUUGUUAACUCAGCAUUUUAUUUAUUUAUUUUUAAAAUCAAAUCCCCCGAUCCACCACCCUUGGAAAUACCUUUAAAAAUUUCUGGGAACUACCAAACCAUUACCUUAAGAAAUGUUAAUUUAAAUGGAUGCAUUCCCAAAAAUAGAUCUUUCAAAACUGAAUCAGGAAG